This is a messenger RNA of Sinocyclocheilus grahami, 1910 nucleotides long. Its product is annotated as ezrin-like. The coding region runs from base 350 to 1483 and encodes 377 amino acids. Gene Ontology annotation, molecular function: actin binding. Gene Ontology annotation, cellular component: cytoskeleton. NCBI's taxonomy places the organism in Eukaryota, Metazoa, Chordata, Actinopteri, Cypriniformes, Cyprinidae. The record is from RefSeq and is a predicted model, not a curated record. The transcript has 10 exons.
GCGCCCAUGUUUUCUCCGCGCUGUGUAUGUAUAUGGAAUGUAAUGUUAUAGUGUGACAGUGAGCUGUUAAAGAGCUUCUAUCAUUGUUAACGACGCGACAAGAAUCCUCUUCGCGCUGUAGUUCUGGACGCGAGCCCGAUCAAAGGUCGAUGUUACAGCGCAGGUACACUGUGAGCAGAGCUGCUGGCACUCUUUAACUCCAGUGGUCCAACUAACUUACCGUGCUAGGUAUCGCUGGGGCGAGGCUUUGACACCAUCUCUCGAAAAUGAGUCAGAAAUGAGUCUCUAGCGUUCACUGGUCAGAUCGGUCGCGAGCUCUUCUUCUGCUGGCCCAAACACAAGACUGACAAUGCCUAAGCCUAUCAAUGUCCGUGUCACCACAGUGGAUGCAGAGCUGGAAUUUGCAAUCCAGUCGGUUACAACGGGCAAACAGCUCUUUGAGCAGGUGGUGAAGACGGUGGGUUUGCGUGAGGUCUGGUAUUUUGGCCUGCAAUACACAGACACCAAAGGCUUUCUGACAUGGCUGAAACUGGACAAAAAGGUGUCUUCUCAAGAGGUGAAGCAAGAGAACCCUCUGCAGUUUAAGUUUCGGGCCAAGUACUACCCUGAAGAUGUGGCUGAGGAGCUGAUUCAGGACAUCACAAAGAAGCUUUUCUUCCUGCAAGUGAAGGAAGGCAUCUUGAGCGAUGAGAACUACUGCCCUCCAGAGACAGCCGUUCUGCUGGCUUCCUAUUCUGUUCAGGCCAAGUUUGGAGACCACGCACCGGAAACCCACAAACCUGGAUACCUAACGACCGAGCGGCUUCUGCCUCAGAGAGUGCUUGACCAGCACAAACUCUCUAAAGAGCAAUGGGAGGAGAGGAUCCAGAUUUGGCACGAGGAGCACAGAGGCAUUCUCAAGGAAGAUGCCGUGCUGGAGUAUCUAAAGAUCUCACAGGAUUUGGAAAUGUAUGGCAUCAACUAUUUCGACAUCAAGAACAAGAAAGGAACAGACCUGUGGUUAGGCGUAGAUGCUUUGGGACUUAACAUCUAUGAAAAAGAUGACAGGUUGACUCCAAAAAUUGGAUUUCCUUGGAGUGAAAUAAGGAACAUCUCAUUCAGUGACAAGAAGUUCAUAAUCAAACCCAUUGACAAAAAAGCUCCCGACUUUGUGUUCUAUGCAUCUCGUCUGCGCAUUAACAAGCGCAUCCUGCAGCUGUGCAUGGGAAACCAUGAACUUUACAUGCAGCGCAGGAAACCUGAUACUAUUGAGGUGCAGCAGAUGAAGGCUCAAGCCAGGGAGGAGAAACACCAGAGACAUAUGGAGAGACAUGACACAGCCCUGAGCUCUGAGCUGGCCGAGGCGCGAGAUGACUCUAAGAAGACUAAGAACGACAUUCUGCACAAUGAAAAUGUACAAGCCGGGAGGGACAAGUAUAAGACGCUGCGUCAGAUCCGCAUGGGCAACACCAAGCAGAGAAUAGAUGAGUUCGAAGCCUUAUAAUGGCUGAUAAAUUCUCCAAUAAACCUCGAUUAACAGCAGCACUUGCUGUUCAAAGGUGAAUUGAUCUAAUUGCCACAAAUGGCCUCAUUUGUCCUUGUCAUUGAAAAGACUGGAUUAUUUACCCAGUCUAUACACACUACACAAGUAGUGUAGGGUUUUUUUCUGACAAAUAUGGAAAACACAGUUAUUCAAGGCACUAAAAUGAUAUGUGUAUGUUGUUCAAGUUUGCCUUGAGAACACUCUUGAGAUCUUAUUUAUGCCAAUUGUGCCAAAGGCUCUGGCUUGAGAAAUCAUGCCAUCUUGUAUGGGAACCUUUUUAUUAGUGCUAACUUAAGAUCUUUUGCAUUCAAAAUGUGGUGCAGCUUCAUGUUGUGUCCUGAAACACAUCACUUGCUCACAAAAUGGAGGUUUUAUGUUUAAAAAGGCU